Conger conger (European conger) is the source of this 2150-nucleotide messenger RNA. RefSeq names its product cyclin A2 (gene ccna2). Bases 469 to 1755 code for a protein of 428 amino acids. The record is from RefSeq and is a predicted model, not a curated record. Lineage: Eukaryota; Metazoa; Chordata; Actinopteri; Anguilliformes; Congridae. Gene Ontology annotation, biological process: mitotic cell cycle phase transition; regulation of cyclin-dependent protein serine/threonine kinase activity. Gene Ontology annotation, cellular component: cytoplasm; cyclin A2-CDK2 complex; nucleus. Gene Ontology annotation, molecular function: cyclin-dependent protein serine/threonine kinase regulator activity. The transcript has 8 exons.
GAUUGGGCAGUUUCAAUAGUCGCGGGCUACUUGAACUAAACCACAAUUUCGCUUUAAGAUCCAGUAAACAGAAAGAAGCUAAGCAAGAAAGCGAUUUUAAUCUAGCGGUUAGGGAUAUAGGGAUCAGUGCAUUUUACACCAUUACCGACUCGGUGAAUAUGGAGGGGUAAAGGCGUUGGCAACCGCCUAAGAAAUAUUGCUAAGGAGUUCAUUUAGCUAGCUAUGUGCUUUUAGAUUCUUUUGCUUAUUUUGCUUAGCUAGAUAUAUAGCACGACGUGCUAACAAGCAACUGAAGCUUAGCUAGUUGGUUUUGCUUGCCUGGAUGGUGCUUGUUUUAACGUUAGCUGUUUUGGUAUUGUUUCCUUGUUUUAAAGAUCAUAACUGACGCGCGACCUGAUAGUUUUAUUUUAAAGCUUACUAUUGCCAUUCUUGAUCCAUCUAACGUUAGCUAUUUUUGAGCGCAUAAUAAUGGCAUCGACUAAUCGAGGACAAGGAGGCGCGAUUGAGAAUACAGGGCUAGACCACCCGAAUCAAGAAAACAUGCUUUCAAGAUUAAGACAAAUGAAAAAUACCACCGAAAAUCAGGAGAACGAGAAUCCUAAGCAAUCUAAAAGGACAGUUUUGGGAGUACUGCAGAACAACACACGAAGCAAGUCACAGUUGCAACGCGGCGCAAAACAGGGUGCUUCCUCUCAAGAGUCCUGCAAAAAUGACGAUUCUGCGAAAGGUCUGGCAGAGAGAGCGGGAUGCAAACAACCUGCUUUCCAGAUCCAUAUGGAUGAACCUGAUGGCGCCUGUGCAAGGAAGCCAGUUCCGAAAACCAAGUCUCCUGUGGAGAGCCCCCUUAAACUAAACCCUUCUGUUGUUCGCCUUAGACAGCCCCUUGCCACUAUCGACAUAUCUAUGGAUGUAGGCUUUGAUUCUCCAAUGGAUAUGUCGGUAGUUGAGGCUGAAGAGAAACCUGCCAACACAAAUGAAGUAUCAGUUUAUGCUGCUGAAAUUCAUAAGCAUUUAAGGGAAAUGGAGUUGAAGUGCAGGCCUAAAGCUGGUUACAUGAAGAAGCAGCCGGACAUCACAAACAGCAUGCGGGCCAUUCUCGUUGACUGGCUGGUCGAGGUUGGUGAGGAGUACAAGCUCCAGAACGAGACCCUUUACCUGGCGGUCAACUAUAUCGACCGCUUCCUGUCCUCCAUGUCAGUUCUGAGGGGCAAACUGCAGCUUGUUGGGACUGCAGCCAUGCUGCUAGCUUCGAAAUUUGAAGAGAUCUAUGCGCCAGAGGUGGCAGAGUUUGUUUACAUCACAGAUGACACUUACACAAAGAAGCAGGUGUUGAGGAUGGAGCACCUCGUUCUCAAAGUGCUGUCUUUUGAUCUUGCUGCUCCAACCAUCAAUCAGUUUCUCACCCAGUACUUCCUAUAUCAGCCAGUUGACAACAAGGUCGAGAGCCUGUCGAUGUUUCUUGGAGAAUUGAGUUUGGUUGACUCCGACCCUUUCCUGAAGUAUCUUCCAUCCCAGACCGCUGCGGCAGCCUUUGUGUUGGCACACUAUACAAUUGCAAGGGGUUCAUGGUCUCGGUCACUGAUGGAGGUGACGGGAUACUCUCUUGACGAUCUCAUGCCGUGCGUCAAUGAUCUACACGAAACUUACCUCAACGCUGGCCAGCAUGCCCAGCAGUCCGUGCGGGAAAAGUACAAGGGCUCCAAGUACCACGAAGUCUCCCUCAUUGAGCCUCCUGGGAAACUGUUCCUGAAUUGAUUUUUGUAAUAAAAACACAGAAUGCAUUUAUGCAGAUUUUUAUAUGCAGCUUUUGUCCCACACCAUCAGAAUUUCUAUAACAGGAACCAUAUCCUUUUUGUCCAGGGGGCAGACAGGCAGAGGAAUUGACUUUAGUGCUUUUCUUUUACUGUACAUUCGUAUGUGCAAUCCUGUAGAUUAUUUUAUUUUUUACUUUUUCUAAUUUUUAUGCUUGAUUCAACCAGAAAUUUGUAAACCUAGUUAAUCAAGCACCUUUUUAAAUUCCAUGUUUGUCUGUCCCUUACUUGGGGUGCUUGAACAUCUUCCUGGUGGGCGUUAACUGUGCUACUUGAAGCUGUAAAACUGGCUGUAAAUUUAAUCUUUUUGUAAUAAAGACGCCCCAGAUAUACUCCUCA